AGAGACCGCAACGAUCUUAUCUGCAGAUACCGCCGAGUAGCGGGAGUGCGUCCACCUGACACUGUGGGGGUGGUGCCGUCACUUCAGGUUAAGAAAAAGAAAGAGAAUGAGUGAAAAAGAUGUCAUUUGAGUCCAUGCACUUGGAAACGUGCUGCUCCAAUGAUGAUGUGCUCAGGGCAAGCGGGGCUUCUCGACGUGCGAUGCACGAGAAGUUCACGUCCGGGGGCGCGGGUUGUGAGUUCUACGAAGUGCUCGCCAUCCUUGGAAUCAUAAUUCUUAGUGUUUUCAAUCAGACACUCAUCCGGAGUCUUCUGAGAUUCGUCUCAUUCGAAUGCAAAUUGCUACGAUGGACGUCGGAUGUGUUUCUCUUCUGUUUUCCUUCGUUCAUGGCCCUCAUGCUCCCCGAACAAUUCACGAACAUCUGCAUGAUCCUGAUAUCUCUGAACAUAAUGUUCGGGACGAUGCUGACCUUCGCGGCGCAUCGGAGAGCGAAGACGGCAAGAGUAAUCCACGACCCUCCUCCCGAAUGCAGCGGGAAACUUCAUCAUCACUCGUAUUUCAUACCCCUGUCCUAUGUUCGAGCUCUGACCGUGACUCUAACUCUGUACUGCAUUCUCGCCGUUGACUUUCCGAUAUUUCCGAAGCGUUACGCCAAAACGGAAACCCACGGCUUCAGUCUCAUGGAUAUUGGGGUCGGUCUUUUCGUCUGCCUCGCGGCUGGCUUCUCUGUCAUCAAAAAAAAGCAACGAUUCCGCUCCGAGAUGAAAAGCGCUUUUUGGAUGAUUCUCCUCGGGCUGCUGCGACUCGCGAUGGUCACCUGGUUCGAUUACCAAUCACCGAUACUCGAAUACGGGAAGCAUCUGAACUUUUUCUUCUGCUUUUCGGCGACAAAAGCGAUUUGCGCAGCAUUCUACGCGAUUUUCCCAGAGCAUUGGGACUUUUUCGUCGGUGCAGCGGUUUAUCUCGCUUAUCAGCUGGCGCUGCAAUCGCAAAGUCUCCACUUUCUGCUCCAUUCAUUGGAUCGUGAGGGAUUCUUGAUGGCCAACAAAGAGGGUCUUGCGUCCAUAUUUGGAUCCUCAUGCCUGUUCCUGCUGACAUCGGCCGUCUGUCAGAGAUUUGUAUAUAAAGUCAAGAAUUGCAAGUCCGAGUGGUUCUACUUCGUGUUCCAAAUGAUCCUCCUGUCAUCAUCAUGCAUGGCAACGGCGCUGCUCAUGCACAAUGACACAGUACCCGUUUCGAGGAGGCUGUUCAACCUGCCCUACAGUCUGUGGGUGCUGUCAAUCUUCCUCAUUUGUUUGAUAAUGGCCUCUCUAAUAAGAUUUAUUGAUCUCGUGUCGUCGUGCGGAGGUUACAAUCUGGUGACGCUCCAACAUCUGAACCCUGAGGUGGACACCGUCGACGACAUCGUGCAAGCGGUGAACAAAGGCGCAAUUUGGAUUUUCCUCCUCGGGAACAUUCUGACCGGCGCGAUAAAUUUAGUUCUCAGCGGAAGCAUUUCUACGCUGAAUGCGAGCGUCUCUGUCCCGAUCCUGAUCGCAUACGGAACCACUCUCCUCGCAUUCGCGCUAUUCUUCUUCCCGAAGCCCAAGGUCGAGACUGACCUCGCCAAAAAGUCUGAAUGAGAUCCACCGACUUUAUUUUUGUGAUGUACAGAUACUAAUAAAUGCUCCUGUGAGGAUCGGUGGAGCUCAUCCUUCGCAGUCCGCCGGAACGCAU
This is a messenger RNA of Galendromus occidentalis (western predatory mite), 1716 nucleotides long. RefSeq names its product GPI-anchored wall transfer protein 1. The transcript is spliced from 9 exons. NCBI's taxonomy places the organism in Eukaryota, Metazoa, Arthropoda, Arachnida, Mesostigmata, Phytoseiidae. Bases 120 to 1622 code for a protein of 500 amino acids. Gene Ontology annotation, molecular function: glucosaminyl-phosphatidylinositol O-acyltransferase activity. The record is from RefSeq and is a predicted model, not a curated record. Gene Ontology annotation, cellular component: membrane; endoplasmic reticulum. Gene Ontology annotation, biological process: protein localization to plasma membrane; GPI anchor biosynthetic process.